GCGGUCAACACUUCUUGGAUGGGUACCCAUUGUUUGUCCCAUGCGUUAUGCCUGCGGGGCAGACCUGUCCAUGGAGUUCAGAGACCCUCUGGGUGUUCCGUUUUUUGUGACGUACUCUGAUGGUUUGUUGUGGCACAUUGAGUACAUGGCAACGGAGGACAUGAAGGGGAACGAUUAUAAUGCGGGGAUUAGAGAACCUCAGUUUGAAGUGACGGGACAAUCGGCAUCCGAGGCAAACAGACCACCUGAAGACGCUCCUGGGGGAUGUGACGUUGACGGACCGGCUGCACACUCGGGUGGAGGACGUGCUGUUGUGGAGAAGAACGCGCUAGUCACCGACACGGUGUGCACCGAUGGUAGCAGGCGGACGGAGCAAGGAACGAAGCGGAAGGCGACAACCAAACGCGACAACGGGGGGACAACGACGAUAGCAGGGAGGGGGAGUCGAGCGGAGAUAUUGACACUGAGCAGGAUUAACGAGGUGCCUCAAAGAGAUCCUAUUGACUACCAUGAACUGGCAACAAUGGUGGUGGACGGUGUCGAGUAUGUGCUACCAGACCAGAUUGUUGACUUUAUAAAGAGUGGAGGCGAGGACAAAAAUCUCAUUCACGAGGCAUUGCAUGAGGUGACGGAGGAGGCAAUAGCAGCAGCGGAGAUUGUCGAUGUUGAGUGCGUAAAGGAUCGCACACUCGACCUUGUAUCGGGGACUCCUGUGUCCCGAUGGAACAUAUUCGAAGCUGUAGAGGAGUUGACCGCGACAUCGACGGACAUGGACAGGAGGAGGAAGAGAAAGGAAGGAUGGUAAAUGCUUGUUGCAGAACACGACACCGCAAGGACACACACAACAGACACGACAGUGCAGGACAGAGGUGUCGCACUAUCUCUGGCGGAUGUCAGGACCGUGUUGAAGAAUCCUGCUGCGAAUGCAGCGACUGUCCAUGGCAGAUUCAGAGAGUGGAGAUUGGCACCCAGACAUCCUUCACGUGACUUCAAUGAAGGAGUCGAACAAGC
Messenger RNA from Chara braunii, 1011 nucleotides. The record is from the annotation of a GenBank genome assembly. Lineage: Eukaryota; Viridiplantae; Streptophyta; Charophyceae; Charales; Characeae.